CUGAACAAACCAAAGCAAUGUGACAGAGAAGAAGGAAAGAAAGGUGCAACAACAACAAUGGGUUGCAAAUAUUUUCUUAGGGAUGAAAUCUUUUUGAGGAUUCUAAUUUUGUUGUUUGCAUCAUCAUUAUCAAUAUUUUCUAACAAUGUAGCAGCAGGAGCAGGAGGGGUGUCUGUGUUGACUUUGGAUCACACCAAUGUCUCUCAAGCUAUUUCAGAUCACAACUUCCUUGCGCUUCAGUUUUGGGCUCCAUGUGAGAAUAUGCAUAGUCUCCUAUGCAAAUUCGGCGAGGAACUUGCACCAGAGUACGAAAAGGCUGCAUCAGUGUUGAGUACUCGAGAGCCUCGAAUCGUUCUAGCAAAAAUUGAUGGUAGUGUAGAAGAGAAUAAAGAACUUCGCCAUCAGUUUGAGAUAACAGGCUACCCCACUAUUGUGAUCCUACAAAAUGGAGGAACAGACUUUCAUUACUAUGCAGGUCCUAGAGAUGCUGAUGGCAUUGUGAAAAGCCUCAAACGACUCAUAGCCCCUCCUUCAAUAGAGAUAAAAACUGCCACUGAUACUCUUAGCCUUAUCAAUGAAGAAAAGUUAUCAAUUGUUGGAAUAUUUCCUAUGUUUUCUGGUGAGGAAUUUGAAAACUUUACUGCCGUAGCUAACAAAUUGUUAUGGGAAUCCUGGGAUUAUGAUAUUUUCCACACUUCGGAUGCCAGUUUCCUUCCUUGUGGUGAAUCAUUAGUAACAAUGCCAACUCUUAGGUUACUAAAACCAUAUGAUGAACUCUUUGUUGGCACUCAGAAUUUUGAAGUUCUUGCCAUGGAAAACUUCAUUUUUGUAGCUAGCUUUCCUCUUGUGAGAAUUCUUAACAACAACCUCCCCGAUAAGAUCACACAAUUGCUAUCUCAACUUCCGGAUGAAGAGGUUAUGCUAUUUGUGGAUUUUGAUAGUGAAGAUUUUGAUAUUUUCAAGAAUAAGUAUCACAAACUUGCAGCUCUAUAUAAAAGCAAGGGAAUAAGAUUCCUCUUGGCCAAUCCAGUGACUAAUAGAAAUGUGCUCGAGUAUGAUGGCCUGACAUUUGAUCAACUACCUCUGAUUAUCAUACACAGUAAUAAUGGUCCAACCUACAUGAAACCAAAUCUAAAGCCUGAUGACAUUGCACCAUGGCUAAAUGAAUAUAAGGAGGGAAAGCUGAAGGCAUUCUUAAAAUCACAACCGAUCCCUGUAACUAACGAUGAGCCAUUAAAGGUGGUGGUCGCGGACAGCCUUGAUGGUUAA
This is a messenger RNA of Erigeron canadensis, 1269 nucleotides long. RefSeq names its product protein disulfide-isomerase-like. The transcript has 7 exons. The coding region runs from base 58 to 1269 and encodes 403 amino acids. Gene Ontology annotation, cellular component: endoplasmic reticulum. Gene Ontology annotation, molecular function: protein disulfide isomerase activity. NCBI's taxonomy places the organism in Eukaryota, Viridiplantae, Streptophyta, Magnoliopsida, Asterales, Asteraceae. The record is from RefSeq and is a predicted model, not a curated record. Gene Ontology annotation, biological process: response to endoplasmic reticulum stress; protein folding.